AUUUCAUCUGCCAGUACACCAGCUCUUCCCAAGAGAACCUGUGCAAACUGCUCAAAUGUUGAAGUGUGACAAUAGUGUUGAUUUUAGGGGCAUUUGCAUCUGAAAAAUUAUCAUCCUGAAAUAUCGAUAUUCUGGGGAUUCUAGCUGGUGAGGUAUGUUGGUAUUUCCUGUAGUGGCAGUUCCCAGAUUUUCUGGUCUCCAGAUCCCUUUACACACUUGAAAAUUAGGAAGACCCAAAGGGUUUUAGUUUUAGAUAGGUUGUAUCUACCAAUAUAUACUCUGUUGGAAAUUAAAACCAAGAAAUUUUAAAACUGUUUAAUUAACUUCUUUAAAAUAAACUGCCCUGGCUGUUAUAGCUCAGUGGAUUGAGCGUGGGCCUAUGAACUAAGGGAUCACAGUUUGAUCCCCAGUCAGGGCACAUGCCUAAGUUGCAGGCCAGUUCCCAGCGGAGGACACACGAGCAGCAACCGUACUUUGAUAUUUCUCUCCCUUUCCUUCCCUUCCCUUCUAAAGAUAAAUGAAUAAAAUCUUUUUUUUAAAUAAAUAAAAUAAACUUAGUGCAUAUUGACAUACAUUUUUUAUUUAAAAAAUAGCUGAAUUUAAAAAAUUUAUUGAGAAGAAUAAUUCAGUGACCAUUACUUUCAUCAGUUUUACAAAAUUGCUGGGUUUUUGUAUCUGUUUCUGUAUGCAGUGUUGCAAAAUACCAUUUUGGAUGAAGUCUAAAGAAAAUCUGGCCUUAAACUGUAAUUGGAAAAGGGAGGUCCACUCUACUAGGCUUUCAGAUAAUUGUGGAUGCUUUUUUGAUGCAACAUCAGAAAACAAGUGUUAGUUGUAACGUGUAAUCUGAAACCAUAGCAGUCGAGUUUUUUACUGUUAAAAUUCCUUGGUCUACAGGGUCUGGCACAACUAAAACCACCCUUCUAUUAUAAACUUUUUUUAAAAAAAAUUUUUAAGUCCUUAAUAUACAUAUAUAUAUAUAUAAUUUUUUAUUUAUUUAGAUUUUAUUUAUUUAUCUUUAGAGGGGAAGGGAAGGAGAGAGGGAGAGAGACAUCAAUGUAUGGUUGCCUCUCAUAGGUCCCCUGCUGGGAACUGGCCUGCAACCCAGGCAUGUGCCCUGACUGGGAAUUGAACCGUGGUUGUUUGGUUCAUAGGCCCAUGCUCAAUCCACUGAGCUACACCAGUCAGGGCCAAAAUCUUUUAUGACAAAAUCAUAAGCAUGUAAUUCUGUAACUUGACAGUAUCACACUCAAGCUCACCAUAUGGCAUUUUAGGUAAAAUGUUCAAAUUAAAACUACAAAUUAUUGCACUCAUAUUAUUACCCUACCAACCACACUCAAACAGGCCUUACUUCUGCUGGACCCUGUAUUUGAACUUUGGUUCUUAUACCCAUAAAUGAUUUUUGCUAUAUGAUCGGAAAAUAUUGGGUCACUGAAUUAUAUGGAUCUUCCAAAUGUUUAUGUAUUUCAUUACACAAUAUUUUUUAAAAAUCAUAUUUUAAAAAAUCACUAACCUCAUCAGGAAAGUCCUAAGUAAUAGGGAACAAGUAAGCUGGAGGUAGCAGAUACUUAUCCAAAAUGUUUAUUUUCAGUGAAAGCUCAAAUUUUAUCAUUGGCAGUGAAUACUGCCAGUUUUUUUUGUUUUGUUUUUUUGAAGUAACAGUUUUACUUUAUUCAUUGUUGAGAAAAUACCUGCUAGGUAUACACUUCUUGAUAAUAAUUUGUCUAAUAGUUUUUUCAAGUAAAAAUGUGUUUCAUGGGAAAAAAUUGCUAACUUAGGUUGUAACUCUUAACAUUACCACAUCUGGUUUUCCUUGAGAAAGCCAUCAUCCUUGGGUGCACAGGGACAACACUUUAUGCCUAUAUACCAUUUCAUUGCACAGAAUAUUUAAAAGAUGUGAUGUAUUCAAGGAUCAAGUUUCAUAAAGAGAAUAAUUUUUACAGCAAAAGCUUGGCAGUGAUAAUACUGGUACUGGCACGUUUGUGCCACUGCCUUGAUUUGUGCUAAGGCUCUGGCAAUUUUACCCACCUCUGCUUUUUUUUUAUUUCCUCUCAACUUAAGUAAAAUUCACAUGACAAAAGACCAUUUCAGUAGGAUUUAGUACAUGAUAGUGUUGUACAAGUACCACCUCUAUCUAGGUACAAAAUGUUUGUCAACCAAAGUAAAAUGCUUUAUUCAUUAAGUAGUUUCUCCCCAUUUCUUUCUCCUUUCCCCUUAGCCCCUGGCAACCACCAGCCUACAUUCUGUGAGUGAAUUUACCUGUUCUGGAUAUUUGGAAUCCUGCAUGUGAUCUUUUAAGUGCCAGGAUUCUUUCCCUUAACAUGUUUUCCAGGUUCAUCUAUGUUAUAGCAUGUGUAUCAGUACUUUGUUCAUUUUUAUAGCUAAAUAUUAUUCCACUGUGUGAAUACGCUAUAGUUUGUUCAUCUUUUCAUUCAUUGAUGAACAUUUGGGCUGUUUAUAAUCUAACUGUAGUGAAUAGUCCUGUUACAAAUAUGCAUGUACAUAUACUAUUUUAGGUACUUAUUUUCAGUUCUUGGGGAUAUUAACCUUGGCAUAGAAUCACAGGGGCCCACUAUUGCUUUUGGGUCGUGAGUUAAAAUGUACAGUGAAAAAGUAAAAAAUAUCUUAAUGUGAAAUAGUUUUGAUCUUGUGGAUUCCCCAAAAGUAUCUGGGGGAUCCCAGGGAUUUGCAGACCAUACUUUGAAAUCUUCUGUCCCAUAGAUUUCAAAGUUGGUCAGGUAUGAAUAUGUGAGUUGUCAUCAUUUUAUUAUCACUAGCACCAUCACUAGCACCAACUAGUACAGAUUAGGUAAUUAACCUAAAGCUGCACUAUCAGAUGUGUUUUAUAAUUCCUACUUUACAGAUGAGUAAAUUAACAGGAAGUAUAAAUGACAUAAGUAAAAACUGGAUACCAAAUUCAGGCUUUCUUAUUUCAAGGCUAAUAUUAUUACUAUUUCACAGUUCUUCGGGUGAAAGAAUUAACAGGGGAGAAGGUUGUUGGAGGAAGUGAUUUUUAGCUUAUGAAGACAAACUAUAAUUAUGGUAAAACUGUUUAAUGGUGCCCUUGUUAUUUAUUUUUGUUAGAGAGAUUUUAAAUCUAAAGGAUGUGAUCAGUGUCCAGCUGGAAGAUACAACCUCUAGCAAAAAUUUUUGCAGCCAGUCUUGUCUAAGAAAACUCUCUGUUACACUAUAUACUGACAGCAUUUCAACUAAAUGCAGCAUGUGUCAGAAGACUACUCUUAUUCAAUAUGAAGUAAAAUAUCAGAAUGUGAAACAGACUCUUUGUAGUAAUGCCUGUUUCUCAAAAUUUCACUCCGUUAACAACCUCAUCAUGAACUGUUGCGAGAACUGCGGGACUUACUGUUACACUAGCUCUGAUCUGUUCCAUAUACUUCAGAUGGAAGGACAGUUCCAUUACUUAAAUAGUUCAAAGACUAUUUCGGCAUGUAAGCAGCAGAAACCAGCCAGAACACUUACGUCUGGUCUUUGCAAAUCAUUGAAGCCCUCAGAUGAAAUGAUUGAGAUCACCAAUGACUUGGGGAAGACAGAGCUUUUCUGCUGUGUUAAUUGUUUCUCUGCUUACAGUAAAGCUAAGAUGGAAUCUUCUACAGUAAAUACUUCUGUGGUGCAUGAUACUUCAGUGGAGCUCCUUUCUCCAGAGAAGCAAUUUUCUCCAAAGAAAGAUACAACUCCAGUUAUUAGCAAUAUAGUGUCAUUGGCUGAUACGCCUGCUGAUACACCUGCUGAUCCACCCAUCAUGAACUCUGAUGUCUUACAAGGUACAGUUUCUUCAGAAAGAGGAAAUGUCCUAUCAGAUGUUUCUAAGAGUUCACCCAGCGAGUCAAGUAGUGGUGUUGCUAAUAGUAGUGUGGAACACCCAAGCCUUUCACCAUCUUCAUCAGUACUCAAUCAGCAUACAAUUGGCUCCAGUAUAGAAGUACAAAAGGACCAACUGUCAAACCAAGACGCUACACACAAUAAGAAACCUAUGAAAAUACGUGAUAGACUAUAUCAUCCAAAAUUUACAUCUAAAGUACAGAAAGUUAAAGGCAAAUCAAAAAGUAUUAAAAAUUUUCAGUGUUCAAAUUUUCAGAAGCCAGAAACCAGUGUUAAAAAGGAUGCAACAUUCUGUUACUCAUGCCAGUUGUUCUGCCAGAAAAAAUAUAGCUAUGGAGGACAGUCAUUUGCAACCCAAGGAAUUUCUAAUUGGAAGAAAACUCUGAAAAAUUUCAGAAAGCAUGAAAAAAGUAAAAUGCAUUUGAAGUCAUUGCAGUUUUGGAGGGAAUACCAGUUUUGUAAUGACACUGUCAGUGACAAUUUACCUAUUCAUUCAAAACAGAUGGAAGGAAAUAAAAAGUACCUAAAGCUUAUAAUUGAAAAUAUUUUAUUUCUUGGAAAGCAAUGUUUACCCUUAAGAGGAAAUGACCAGUCUAUUUCAUCUGCAAAUAAAGGCCAUUUUUUAGAGUUGUUAGAAAUCAGAGCAAAAGAUAAAGGAGAAGAAAUAUGUAGACUUAUGAGCUCACAAGUUGACUUCUAUAAUAGUACGCAAAUACAAAAUGAUAUUAUUGAAAUAAUAAAGACUGAAAUGUUGCAUGAUAUUGUGAAUGAGAUCAAUGUCUCCUCAGCUUUUUCAUUAAUAUGUGAUGAGACAACUUACAGUGCCACUAAAGAACAGCUUUCAGUUUGUGUAAGAUACUCACAAAAAACAUCAAAGGCUAUCUUAAUUAAGGAAAGAUUCUUGGGUUUCAUAGAUGUUGAAGAGAGGACUGGCAUCAGUUUAUACAGGUCUAUCACAACUUACCUGCAGCAAAUUGGAAUUGAUUUGAAUAAAAUAAGAGGCCAGGCUUAUGACAGUGCCAGUAAUUUGAGGAUAAUAUUCAAUGAAAGUGCAGCAGAAUUCAAGAAGGAAGAACCAAGAGCUUUAUAUGUACAUUGUUAUGCCCAUUUUUUGGAUUUGGCAGUAAUUAGGUUUUGUAAAGAAGUAAAAGAACUCCGAAGUACUCUAAAUACUCUUGGUUCUUUGUUCGACACUAUUCAUAUGUCUGGGGAAAUGUCUGCAAAUUUUCAGAAGAUUUGUAAACUAAGUCAAAACAAAACUUGCAAGAAACAUGUAUCACAAUCAUGUUGGACAAUCCAUGAUCAUACAUUACUGUCUGUGAUUGAGGGUCUUCCAGAGAUUAUCGAAACAUUGGAAGUUGUAUCAAGCCAUUCUUCUAACACAAGUUUGGCUGAUGAAUUGAGUGAUUUGUUGACACUGGUUUCCAAAUUUGAAUUUAUCUUUUGUUUGAAGUUUCUUUAUCGAGUAUUAAGUGUCAUAGGGAUUAUUUCCAAAGAGCUUCAAAGUGAAACCAUAAACAUUUUUUCUUUGUCUUCAAAAAUAGAAGCAAUUUUGGAAUGUUUAUCAUCUGAAAGAAAUGAUGUCUGUUUCAAAACUAUCUGGGAUGGAGCGGAAGAAAUAUGUCAAAAAAUAACCUGUAAAGGUUUUGAAGUUGAAAGACCUUAUUUUUAUAAAAGAAGAAAAAUUCAGAAAACAGUAGAUCUUGGCAAUUCAGACCGUGUGUUUUUUCCUACCUCAGCAGAAGAACAAUAUAAAAUUAAUAUUUAUUACCAAGGAUUAGAUACUAUAUUCCAGAAUUUAAAACUAUGUUUUUCAGAACUUGAUUAUUGCAAAGUAAAGCAAAUUUCAGAACUGUUACUUAAGUGGAAUGAACCAUUAAAUGAAUCAACAGCCAGACAUGUCCAAGAAUUUUAUAAAUUUGAUGCAGAUAUCAUCCCAGAACUUAGAUUUUAUCGUCAGUAUGCAAAGCUCAACUUUGUCAUAGAUAAUGAUCAUACCAACUUUAUCAAUCUUGGCCAUUUGUUUAUUCAGCAUGGUCUUCAUAAUAAUAUUCCUUGCAUAUCAAAGCUAUUAUAUAUUGCUUUGUCUUGGCCGGUUACCUCAGCAAGUGUUGAAAACUCAUAUUCUAUACUGCCUCGUCUUAAAACAUAUUUAUGUCAUACCAUGGGACAAGAGAAGCUUAGUGGCUUGGCCCUAAUGGCUGUUGAGCAGGAAUUGGUAAAUAAACUGCUGGAGCCUGAAAGGCUCAAUGGAAUCGUGGAAAAGUUUGUAUGUCAGAUAAAAGAUAUAUAGUACUUGCUAAUUUGAAUUUACCAGAAAGAAUUUUUUAUUUCUACUGUAAUUUAAGUUUUUACUUCAGAUUUUUGCCUCUCAGGGUUUUUAUCUUCAACUUGCCUUUUUCACUUUACAUGGUAUUUUUGAGAUUGUCCCAUGUCAGUACGUGAAGAGUUUCUUGAUUCUUUUUUUGUACAAUUGCAGAAGACUUAAUUGUAAGGAUGUACCAUAAUAUAUGGGAAUAGUCUCUACCAAACACAUUUAAAUUCUUUUUUGCUAGUAUAAAUAAUGCUGCAUUUACUAACUUUGCACGUAAGUCAGAUAGCACAUUAGUAAGAUAAAAUUUUAAGUUAGAAUUACCAUGUCAAAAGAUUUGUACACUUUUGAUGGGCAUGUUGCUUUCUGCCAGGAUUGUGCCAAUUUAUAGUCCCACCAACAAUAUGUGAGAGUCAAGUAUUUUUAUCUUUGCUGAUCUGUUAGUCAGAUAAUAGUAUUUUAAUCUCUGUGAUUAAAUCUCUGGAAUUUUGCACUUUCACUUAAGGAUGAGGUUGGGUGUCUGCUUGAGCCAUUUGUAAUCCUUUACUGUGAAUUAUAACAUUUAAAUAUUAAAAUCAAAUAUUGCUGUGUUUUUCCUUGAAAUAAUAGCUGGAUGACAAAAUAGGAAUUCUCAACCUACUUUAUGAAAACGUAACUUUUUCAAGUAACCCCCAAAGGACUCUUUAUCUACCUUUAUACUUUGUAAAAAGUUAAGAUAACAAAGGAAAUCUGUUCCUUAAAGAUCUGAAAGACUUUAGUGGUAGAUAUAGCUGUGCCAGGUAUCUCUUAUGGGGGAAGUAUUUCUCUGGCACUUUUCCCUUGCUGUUUCUUUUCAUCAGUUUUUAUAAUCUAUAUUUUUUCUGAAAAAGAGUAUUUCAUGGAGGAUUUCCU
Messenger RNA from Artibeus jamaicensis (Jamaican fruit-eating bat), 7036 nucleotides. RefSeq names its product zinc finger MYM-type containing 1 (gene ZMYM1). The transcript has 7 exons. The record is from RefSeq and is a predicted model, not a curated record. The coding region runs from base 3053 to 6127 and encodes 1024 amino acids. Gene Ontology annotation, molecular function: protein dimerization activity; zinc ion binding. Lineage: Eukaryota; Metazoa; Chordata; Mammalia; Chiroptera; Phyllostomidae.